Molecule: messenger RNA, 585 nt
Organism: Paralichthys olivaceus (Japanese flounder)
Lineage: Eukaryota; Metazoa; Chordata; Actinopteri; Pleuronectiformes; Paralichthyidae
Gene: eva1ab
Product: eva-1 homolog A (C. elegans)
Source: RefSeq, a predicted model, not a curated record
AUGAGCACUCCAGUAACAACAAGUCCAAAUAUGGAGGUGAAGGUGGUCUCCCAGGAGAUGGCAUUGCUUAGCAACCUGAUGGCUGCUUACACCUUCAUUGCAGACCAACCUGAGAGGGCAGCUCUGGUGUUUCUGGGUGGUGUGUGUGUCGGCCUCCUCGUCACACUCUGUGCCAUCGUCUUCCAGAUACACUGUCGAGCAGACUGUAACUAUGGAAACAGUAACAACCCUCACCAUCGACACAGGAGCAGGCACCAUCACCAUCACCGUCACCAUCACCAUCACAGCUGUCCCCGCCAUCAGCCCGGCAACAGUAAUCCAGACAGCACUGCUGUUGUUGCGUCUGGAGGGGCCGGGCCUGUGGGGGACAGUGAGUCAGAGGAAUGGGACGACACGUCUGACCUGUCGGCACGACGACGCAGACGCUUUGAGAGAGCCCUACUGCAUGCCACCAUGUUUACAUCAGCUGAGGAGUUGGACCGAUCCCAGCGGCUAGAAGAUCGGGAAAGGAUUCUCAGAGAGAUCUGGAUGAACGGACAACCUGACAUCAGUACAGUCACUCAGAGCCUUAACAGAUAUUACUGA